AGAUAACAUAUUUUUCUCACAGUGGAUGACAACAUUUCUGCAAGUUUAUUUAAGCUUGUGUACCUUUUUUUUUUCUAUGUUGUUGAAUUGAUUUUUGUGACUAGCCCCAAAGCCGUGUCCCAACAUAUUUGUCUGGGGGGGAGGGCGAAUCAUUUCUAGAGACGUCAGAAGCAACCAUUUUCAUUUUGGAACGAUCUCUGAACUGCAAAGAUGUUUUUCAAACUUUCUUCAGAGCCUGUAAAUAAACACGUUUCUUGAAAACGUGGUUAACUUUUCCAAGGCAGGCAUUGAAAAGGCAUUACAGGAGCUCAACAACCUCACAACGAGCACCAAACCUUUUCCUUAAAAGACAGACGAUUCGAUGGACUAAGACCACGUAAUGGACGUGGUAUUGAUAGUUUUAUACAGCAUCAUUAUUAGUCUGGGAGUAACUGGAAACAGCAUAGUGAUCUGGAUGACCGGGUGCAAGCUGAAGAAGAAUGUGACCAACGUCUGGCUUCUCAACCUGGCUGUGGCCGACCUGGUCUUCUGCUUCACCCGAGUCACCUCUUUGCUCAGCCUCUUCUACACCUACUGGCCCUUUGGAGAGUUCCUGUGCAAGCUCAAUGGCUUCUUCACGUACAUGAACAUGUUCUGUAGCGUCUUCCAUCUGUCCGUCAUCAGCCUUGACCGCUGCUUUUCCGUGGCCUUCCCUAUCCGGAUGAGGCAGUGGCGCACUGUCCAGAUGGCUUCCAUUGCCAGCGCAGGAGUUUGGGUGCUGGCCACGGCCUUUAGCCUGCCGUACUUCUUAUUCCGACAGGUCUCUAUGGAUCCAGGACAUGGGAAUCUUUCCCGGUGCUCCUUCAGUGUUCCUGGAAGUGACGGUGGAUACCAGUCUAAGGCCCUCUACAUCGUGAGGUUCCUUUUUGGUUUCUUGGUCCCCUUUUUAAUCAUUGCCACUUGUUAUGCCAUCAUGGCUUGCAAGUUGAGGCAGACACGAGUGCCCAAAAAGUCCUUCAAGAUCAUUGCUGUCUUGGUGGCUGCCUUUUUCUUCUGUUGGGCGCCCUACCAUGUCUUUUUGUUGGCCAAGAUGGUCAGUAAGACAUCUUUGGCGGUGAAGGUUGCUCUUCCUUUGUUCAAAGGCCUGGCUUACUUCAAUAGCUGCAUCAACCCCAUCCUUUAUUUCAUCAUGGCCCUGGAUUUGAAGAAGAGGUUCAAUCAAACACUGUCUUCGGUGUGCCUAAGGGUUUUCAGUGAGGAAUUGGAUUAUUUCAGCUAUUAUCGGGCAAGAAGGAGAGACGACAGAUGCACUAUGGCAAACACAGUGCAGGUUGCUGUGUUGUAAAAAUACUCUAAACUCAAGACAUUAGUGGCCUCUGGACAAAUUAGUUCAGAUACUGUGACGUUUUUAGUGUUCAUAUGUUUUUUUUUACAUAUCUAAGAAGGUCGUUAUAUAUUAAGGAAGGUUUAUGUGAAAAGUUUGUCUACCUUAGACUGCAUUGAGUGUUUUUGAAAUGUACGUUAUCAUAUAUUAUCUAUAUUAUUGUAUAUAGAUUUAGUGUUUCAUGUUUUUUUUUUUACCAUUACUGUCAUAUGUGGAUUAUAUUUAAAUACAGCAGGAGAAGCAUUUGAUUUUAAUGUACUUCCAUAUUUGUAGACUUACUAAAUAAAGCAAUGCCUUUA
This is a messenger RNA of Polyodon spathula (Mississippi paddlefish), 1662 nucleotides long. Its product is annotated as C3a anaphylatoxin chemotactic receptor-like. Gene Ontology annotation, molecular function: G protein-coupled receptor activity; complement receptor activity. The transcript is spliced from 4 exons. Gene Ontology annotation, cellular component: plasma membrane. Lineage: Eukaryota; Metazoa; Chordata; Actinopteri; Acipenseriformes; Polyodontidae. The record is from RefSeq and is a predicted model, not a curated record. Gene Ontology annotation, biological process: phospholipase C-activating G protein-coupled receptor signaling pathway; complement receptor mediated signaling pathway; inflammatory response. Bases 380 to 1324 code for a protein of 314 amino acids.